ACCGUAAAAAAAGACGGCGGUCGUUGCCGUCUUUUUCGCACAUGGCACCCCUUCGAGGAAACAUGCAGUUUAUUCUGACAAUAUUAUAUGGUCUCUUUGUUAUCUCCGCGCUUGGAGACCCGAUUAGAACAAAAAGAGAGCCGCCCAUAAGCUCGCAAUACGGAGCACCGCCAGCGACGUCCUAUGGGGCACCCAACGCAGGGCCUUCUGAUUCUUACGGGCCACCACCAUCGAACUCUUAUGGACCACCGUCCGAUUCGUACGGUGCCCCACCUCCGCCACCGUCGUCGUCUUAUGGUGCCCCACCAUCGUCGUCUUACGGUGCCCCAUCCGGACCCUCGUCGUCCUAUGGUGCUCCCUCUGGGCCCUCGUCGUCUUAUGGUGCCCCAUCUGGGCCCUCGUCGUCUUAUGGUGCGCCUUCGCAGAGUUAUGGGGCACCGUCCGGGUCUUAUGGACCACCGGCGCACGAUCACCAGCCGAAAGGUGUCUGGAAGAAGAAAUUGGUAUGGAAACCCGAGUGGAAACAGAUCUGGAAAACUGAGUCCAAGAUGACUUGGAAGCAGGUAUGGAAAAAGGUGCAGGUGCCGGUUUGGAAGGAAGUUCAAGUACCUGCUUGGAAGGAGAUCAAGGUACCCGCCUGGAAGAAGGUCCAGAAACCUAUUUGGAAGGAGAUACAAGUGCCGAUUUGGAAGGAGGUCCAAGUACCAGCUUGGAAGAAAGUCUGGAAACCCGUUUGGAAGGAAGUCCAGGUUCCCGUGUGGAAGGAAGUUCAAGUACCCGAUUGGAAAAAGAUCUGGGUACCGGAAUGGAUCAAGGUCGGUAUCCCGGGCGAGCAGUACGUGGGUAAGGAUCAUCACGGUUGGGAGUACACCAGCCACAGUCUCUGGAAGAAGAAGCUGAUUUGGAAGCCGGUCUGGAAGAAGAUCUGGAAAACGGAGAAGAAGCAAGUGUGGGUGAACGACAAGAAGCUGGAAUGGAAGGAAGAGUGGAAGCAAAUCUGGAAGACGGAGAAGAAGCAGGCCUGGGCGACGGACAAGAAGCUGGUUUGGCAAGAGGAGUCGGUGCAAGUGUGGGUACCACAAAAGAAACAGAUCUGGGUCACUCAAAAGAAACAGGUGUGGAAAGACGAAUGGAAAAGCAAGUGGGUUCCGGUUUGGAAGGACGUGCAAGUACCGGCUUGGAAGAAGAUCUGGAAGCCUGUCUGGGAGAAAGUAUGGGUCCCGAUUGAGCCCCACCAUGACGAAGGUCAUCAUGGUUACAAGUAGAGGGUCACAGUAGAGGAUCGAGCCGAUCUUCCUUUCUGCAACCAUCUCGUGACGUGCCGAGAUCGAAAGGUCGCGGAAAAUUAUCUGGGAAUCGUCGGCGCCAAGAAAGUCGGUCGAACUUUAUAGUCUUGUGAUAAUGAAUUACUUGCCGAUAGGUAUAUACAUAUAUAAAGAGAGAAACAAAAAAGGAGUCGUCAAUAAAUUUAUACCACGAGGAGAAAAGUAAAGUUGUUCGGUUAACAAGUUAGAAAGCAUCGUAACGAGCGGUGAAAUAUGCACGGAAAUCAAGAAAAAUUUUCAAUCGGUUAUCUCGAUGAUAAUGCAACGAAAAUUGCAUAUCUUCCGAUUUUAUAUAAAAUAUCGCACGAAAAAAUCAGAAUAAUUGGUCGUCGAAUUAUCAAGAUGUCGUUGUAACAGAUAUGAAAAUGUUAUUUUUAAACGUUAGUAUCUAUAUUAUAUCUCGAAAAAGCAAGGCAUAUAUACUAAUAACUGAUCUUUAUUAAAUAAAUUUAUAGCGACAAGAUUCAAUUUCAGUUAUUUUACUAAAUUAUGUUUUAAAGCAAAUUAUCAUAAAAAAAAGUUAU
Molecule: messenger RNA, 1849 nt
Organism: Nylanderia fulva
Lineage: Eukaryota; Metazoa; Arthropoda; Insecta; Hymenoptera; Formicidae
Source: RefSeq, a predicted model, not a curated record